AUGGGGACCACAGCCCCAGGGCCCAUUUACCUUCUGGAUCUAUGUGACCAGAAACUCCUGGACUUUGUCUACAAUGUGGACAAUAAGGACUUCAUGUGGCUCAAGGAGAUUAAGGAGGAGGCUGAGCGCAUGUUUAUCAGAGAAUUCAACAAUGAACCAGAGCUGAUGCCCAAAACUCCUUCUCAGAAAAACCGUCGGAAGAAGAGGCGGGUGUCUAACAUUCAGGAUGAAAACAGAGAUCCCGUGAGGAGAAGGUUAUCCCGCAGAAAGUCUCGGAGCAGUCAGGUAGGCACCCGGCACCUCCGCAGCAAACCAGUCACUGUUAUUGAGGAAAAGGAGAAUGGUUCCCCUGUGUUGCAGCGGAUAACCCGGGCCACUGCCGCCGCCGCUGCUGCCGCAGCAGCAGCAGCAGCAGCAGCAGCAACAACAACAACAUCAGCAACAGCAGCAACAGCAUCAGUGUCUGUGGCAUCAGCUUCUUCCUCUCCCACUGCUGGGUCUCCUACAGUACUGAUCAAGAAAGCUGUGGUGGAGGUAAGCAUCAGUGAACGACUGAGUGCAGAACUACAAUUCCUUAAGCUCAAAGGUAGCCUUCCUCCAUCUUCAGUCCCGGCUCCAGCCACAUCUUCAGUUUCCCAAGGCACCCUGACGUCAGAGGAGGAACUAACGCCCAAGAAAUCAGAGGCUGGGAGGCUGGACUCUGUCACAGUGAACUCCCUCAAGGCUACACCUCAGAGCCCCGAGAACGGAGGGGUUGGGGAAGGACGUUCUGUUUCCAAGCUCAAGAUUGCUCGGGUCUCCCGGGGCCUGCAGGACUCUCCACGGCAAGAGCGGGUGCUUUCUCCUAUCCUGCCGAAUAACAUCUUGCCCACCACAGCCAAGAGCCCUCUUGGGAAUAUUCGGUCAUUGCGGCGAAGCCUGAUUUCCCAGGAUUCCCAAGUGCCACUAGCCACAAAGUAUUGUUUGGUGGCCGGACAAGAAAAUUCCAGUCGCAGAUCAAGCAAAAGGAUUGCCAAGAAGGCUGGCAAAGAGCCAGAGGCCUCUGCUCGCAUCAUUUGUCACAGUUACCUGGAGAGGCUCCUGAAUGUUGAAGUGCCUCAGAACGUUGGCCUGGAGCAGGAGCCUGUUGAGGUGGCCGAGUCUGAGGAGGCAGUAGAGGGCCAAGAGGUCUCCAAGAACAGUGGGUGUCCUUCCAAACCCCUCAGUGCCACCAAGAUUGCAAUUAGCACGCCCACCUCGAAGCCUGUGGCCACUACAGCUGUUGAAGAGCAAGAAGCCGAGCUUGACCAAACAGAUGGACACAGAGAACCACCCCAGAGUGUCAGGAGGAAACGCAGUUACAAACAGGCAAUGCGUGAACAGGAUGAGGAGCAGCUAGAAGACGAAGAACUGCAGCCCCCCCAGAAUAAGACCCCUUCCCCACCCUGUCCAGCCAACAAGGUGGUACGGCCCCUCCGGACUUUCUUGCACACAGUGCAGAAGAACCAGAUGCUCAUGACCCCCACUUUGGCUUCCCGCAGCAGUGUCAUGAAGUCUUUUAUUAAACGCAACACUCCGCUCCGUGUGGACCCUAAGUGCAGCUUUGUUGAGAAGGAGCGCCAGCGCCUAGAGAGCCUACGACGGAAGGAGGAGGCUGAGCAGCUACGCAGACAGAAGGUAGAGGAAGACAAGCGUCGGCGACUAGAAGAGAUGAAGCUGAAGCGUGACGAGCGCCUCCGAAAGGUGUUGCAGGCCCGUGAACAGAUGGAACAGAUGAAGGAGGAAAAGAAGAAACAGAUUGAGCAGAAGUUUGCUCAGAUUGAUGAGAAGACAGAAAAAGCUAAGGAGGAGCGGCUGGCAGAGAAGGCAAAGAAGAAGGCAACUGCCAAGAAGAUGGAAGAGGUAGAGGCACGCAGGAAACAGGAGGAGGAGGCACGCAGGCUCAGGUGGCUCCAACAGGAGGAAGAGGAGAGGCGGCAUCAAGAAAUGCUACAACGGAAGAAGGAGGAAGAACAGGAGCGCCGCAAAGCAGCUGAGGCCAGGCGGCUCGCAGAACAGCGUGAGCAAGAGCGUCGGAGGGAGCAGGAACGCAGGGAACAGGAAUGCAGGGAGCAGGAACGCAGGGAGCAGGAACGCAGGGAGCAGGAACGUCUUCGGGCCAAGAGGGAGAUGCAGGAGAGAGAGAAAGCCCUGCGGCUCCAAAAGGAACGACUUCAGAGGGAACUGGAGGAGAAGAAGAAGAAGGAAGAGCAGCAGCGCCUGGCUGAGCAGCAACUGCAGGAGGAGCAGGCAAAGAAAGCUAAGGAGGCAGCAGUCAGCAGAGUCCUGAAUGUGACUGUGGAUGUGCAGUCUCCUGUUUGUACCUCAUAUCAAAUGACUCCACAAGGACCCAAAUCCUUCCCCAAGAUCAGCAUAGAUGACUAUGGGAUGGACCUAAAUAGUGACGACUCCACAGAUGAUGAGGCCCAUCCCCGGAAACCCAUCCCUUCCUGGGCCAAAGGCACCCAACUCAGUCAGGCCAUCGUCCACCAGUACUAUCACCCCCCAAACAUUCUAGAGCUCUUCGGAUCUAUUCUCCCACUGGACUUGGAGGACAUCUUUAAGAAGAGAAAGACUCGCUACCACAAGCGCACUAGCUCUGCUGUUUGGAACUCGCCACCCCUGAAAGCCACUGUGGUUUCCAGAAGUGGGGACUAGCUGAUAGCCUGAAAAAGCCCUCAGUCCUUUUGGCAGCACAGGGCCCAUGUGUGUCUUUCUGUUUGUUUCUGUCUGUUUCUGUGUUGGGAUGGUGUCUUUCUGUCUGACAUGCCAUUGUUCAGGUAGAUCAGUGUCCUCUGUUUGUCAGGUACUCCCAGACCAGGCUCAGCACUGAUCGAUCUAUAGGCACAAGUACUCUGUAAAUAAAUUGUUACAGUUCAGUUGAAUGAAUUUUAGUUUCUAGUGUUUGUGAGGUAGUUUAAUAAAGUGUAUAGCCUGAAGCCUGCGGUGGAUAUUGUAAGACUAGAGGCUUCAUUGGAGUCGUCGUCUGCAGCAGUGUAUCCUGUGCCUUUACCUUCAGUGUGUGCCUAGACCACUUGGUUGGGCCAGAUGGGGUCCCACCCUGAGGUUCUAAUGCCAGACAACUCCUGGGAAACACGUCAGCAUGUCCUGAUAGGGCAGUUGAACAUGCUUCCUGUUUGUAAUUGGAGCCUAUUCCUUGGGAAAGACCUGUCCUGUGACACAGCUCUGCCACAUAGUCCCUCAGCCUCACCACUUCUCCAGCUCUGCCAUUUGCUGCACGAGGAUUGGAAGGACUUGAGGAAGGCCUCAUACUGGGAGCUAAUCAGGAAAGGAAUGCCCCUCAAGCUGACUUUGGGACAGACCUAUGCUUGCAAACAGGGAUGGGGGGGUAGGGGUGGGAUGAAACUGCAAACCCACUAGCUACCAUGUAAAUGCUCAGUGAAGAGUGGCCUUGCUCCUGAUAGCUCCUGGUGCUCUCUUCUGGAACUGGGGUAAGCCACCUGUGGUAGAAAGGCCAAAUCAAAGUACAGAUAUUUUGGAUAUAGCUAUAGUAAAGCCAAUUUGUUUUCCCAUUACCUCCAACUCUUCUGUUGUGAGGGCAGUUAGUUACGUGGCCUGAGAAGCUGAUAGGCUUACUAUGGAAACCUGUUCAGAAGAUCUUUGCCAAUUGCUUUAGGUCAAAAUACAGUAAACACAAGUGCAGUAGUGCUUUAAACAGGGAACUGCGAACACAGGGUCUGAAGUCUAGACUCUUCCCACCAAUACAGAGUUCAUUCAGAUAUGUUAUACACAGUGCAGCUUACUCCAUGAAUUCUCACACAUAACUGUUGAAACUGGAAGACAUGUCUGUCUUAAACCACAAAAUCAAACUCAUUUGUUAGCACAUUUAUCCAGUGCUUAGGAAACCAAAGGAAGGCAGAUAACUAACACCACUCAUGGUGAGUGCACGCGUUCUUCAUCUUCCGUUCAGGACACCAGCUUUUCUAAGUAUCUAAUGGAUUUGUAGUCAGUGCCAUAGGACUAAGAGCAAAAGAUAAGGAUUAAAAUUCAUCAGGGGUAAGGAGUGCUUAGUGUGCAUAGGGCUUGGGUUCAGUCCCCAGCAUGGAAUACACUUGACAAGAUUCAUCAGGGGUAAAGAGUGCUUAGCGUGCGUAGGGCUUGGGCUCAGUCCCAGCACGGAGUACACUUGACAAGAGUCUGGAACUCAGUGAAAGCUAAAUACACUAAUUUUGAGAGAAAUUAACAAAGACAAGUGGAGGGUUGCAGAUGCCAUCCUCAUGGGUGGAAAUGCUUCUGAAUAUCUCAGGUCUCCACCUCCAGGAGACUCACCAAGUCCAAUCCCUUUGUUUUGGCUUAUGGUGGGGGCAGAGUAGAAGUUUAUGAAAAGUAGGUUCAAAAAUUUUAGCUGCAACAGACUUACAAAAUAAGGCAUUGCACUUGAGAUAUUGUUGAAGUCAGAGUGAUUUUGGCAUAAAGACACACGUCUGGAACUGUGUGCCUUCUAGAAGUAGACCUUUGCUUAUCUGAUUGCUUGGCUUUUGACAAAGGCAGAAAGGCAGUUUGGAUUGGGGAGGAGGCAUUGCUCACAUGCUCUCAGAAAGUAUUAGAUAUUUUAAAAACUUCCAGCUCUUUCUCAUAAGGAAUGCUAGGUUUAACUCACAGUUGAUUGAAAGAUUGACAUUAAAGCUAAAAUAAAACUAAAGGAGAACAGGGCUAGCUUAAUGGGAAAGGUACUUGCCACCAACCUGAUCUGCGUUUGAUAAGUGGGACCUAGAUAGUGAAAGAAUACUGACUUCUGCCAGUUAUCCUUUGACCUCUACAUGUGUACUGUGGCAUGAGUGCAUCUCCUCCCAUUAUAUACAUAAGUGGACCACUACUACCACCUUCAACAAAAAGUGUUUUUCACAUGAACUUAAAAAAAAAAGGACUAAUAGAUACAAAAAUUCACAACUUUUGUUUUUUAAAGUUAGUGCUGUUUCUCUGUAUCCAUCCUAGGGAGGAAUGGUGCACCUACACAUGCACACACACAGUUUUGUUGCCCAAAAGAACCCUAAUUAUCUUCUUUAUCUUGCCAUUCAAACACAAUAUUACCAACACCAAGUACACCACUAACACUUUUCUCUAAUUGUAUCAUAAUUGCAGUGGGAUAUAAAAAUUAUCCAUUUUAUAUGUAAGUUCAUAGAACAUUUGCUUGUAACUGAACUAGUAAGCCAGUUCAGGACUCCUCACGCAAGUGUCUGCAUCUAUCCACAUAUUAGGAGGAUGCCAGGACGCUAAAGCACAAGAAUGGUGGUUAUAGCUAUAAAGAAAAACAAAACAAAACAAAACAAAAAAACAAGGCUAGACGGGGAAGUUUCUAACAGAAGACAUUACAUUUGGAAUUCUGGGCAGGAGAGAUAGCUCAGGGUAAGGGCUAAUCUAGUCUGCUAAGCCUGCUGACCCGAGCUCAAUCCCGGGGACCCACAUGGUGGAAGGGGAGAACCAACUCUCACAAGUUGUCUUCUGAUGUCCAAAGUGGUAUGCGUAUGUACAGAAGUGUAUAAAUAAAAUGUAACUCAGAAUUUGGAACUUUAAAUUGUGGUCUACGUAUAAUUUCAAAGAUAGUGUUUUUCAUUUUGUCAAAAAGUUUGCAAUGUGAGGGUAUUCUCUUUCAGUCUAUUUUGUUGGGACCAACAGGUCAAGUAGAAUGAUUUAUUUAUUUUCUUUAAAAGUAUUUAUUUUCCUGUUUAAGUGUGUCUGUUUGAGAGAGCUCACGUGUACCACAUGCCUGUAACAGCUCAGGUGGCUCAGAAGACGGCAUUGAUACUCUGGAACUGGAGUUGCAAGUGGUUGUGGUUGUGAGCCACUGUGUAGGAGCUGGGAAUUCCUUUGCAAAAUAAUCCAAUCCUCCUUUAAAUUUAACUUUAGUGUUCUUUAAGCUUCUUAAAAAUUAAAAGUUAUUUUCAUACAGCA
This is a messenger RNA of Mastomys coucha (southern multimammate mouse), 5931 nucleotides long. It is a transcript of the gene Incenp, whose product is annotated as inner centromere protein. The transcript has 18 exons. Gene Ontology annotation, biological process: positive regulation of protein serine/threonine kinase activity; metaphase chromosome alignment; meiotic spindle midzone assembly. The record is from RefSeq and is a predicted model, not a curated record. Gene Ontology annotation, cellular component: kinetochore; nucleus; midbody. Bases 1 to 2676 code for a protein of 891 amino acids. NCBI's taxonomy places the organism in Eukaryota, Metazoa, Chordata, Mammalia, Rodentia, Muridae. Gene Ontology annotation, molecular function: protein serine/threonine kinase activator activity.